AUAAGGAUUUAACGAUUUGAUUAUUUUGAGGUUAGGAUGGUACAUUUAUUUACUUUUAAAAAUUAACAUUUUCAUAUGAUUCUUAUAUACUGUCUCUCAAGAAGAAAUCGUAUAAGAAGUCCUAUUUGUGCUUAACUCUUUUCAAUGUAAUUUUCCAUUAUCAAAGGUAUUUCUGUUUGCCACACCCGAUUUAUUUGGCGUCCGAUAAGAAAAAAAAACCUGAAAUAAUGGAUAAAACGAGUAAAAAUAAAAGUGUAAAAGUGGUUGUUCUGGGAGACAUUGGAAGAAGUCCGAGGAUGCAGUAUCACUGUAUGUCCUUGUCAGAAAUGGGGCACCGAGUGGAUGUAAUUGCUUACGGUGACACCGAGCCCCUUGCCUCAAUCAAAGCAGAUCCUUUCAUAUUUUAUCACUAUUUGCUCCCAGUGCCUCAACUUCCAAUCAAAUUGCUUAAUUACGCAUUUAAAACAGUUAUGCAAGCGAUAAAUCUACUGUUUUUACUUUUUAUCACGACCAAAUCAGAUAUUUUGAUUAUGCAAAAUCCCCCAGCGAUUCCCGCCAUGGUAAUCUGCUGGUUAUAUACAAGAAUUGUAAACGCCAAAUUUGUAAUCGAUUGGCAUAAUUAUGCUCAUACUAUCAUGGCCCUGAAUAUCGGGGAAAGUAAUCCUUUAGUUCAAAUUACAAAAAAAGUUGAAGUUGUUAUAGGCCACAGAGCAGAUCAUAAUUUCUGUGUUACUAAAGCAAUGAAAGACGAUUUGCAAAGAAAUUGGGACAUAAAAGCUACCACUUUAUAUGAUAGGCCUCCAAUAAUUUUUAAGCCAAUUACGUUGGAAGAAAAACACAAAUUUAUACUUGAGUGUGGCAACAAAUAUCAUAAAAUUUUCUUAGAUGAACAUGUAAAUUCAACAGUUUUUACUGAAGAAACAGAAGAAGGAAUUAAAUUAAAAACUAGGAGACCAGGGUUGUUGGUUUCCAGUACUAGUUGGACUGAAGAUGAGGAUUUUUCCAUUUUAUUAACAGCCUUACAAGAGUAUGAAAAACAGUGUGAAGAAGGUAAUCCGCGAAAUUUGCCUAAACUGAUUUGUGUAAUAACAGGAAAAGGGCCGUUAAAGGACUAUUACCUCGACAGAAUUUCCUUACUGACUUGGAAUUAUGUUGCUAUUAUAACUCCAUGGUUAGAUGCUGAAGAUUAUCCAAAAAUUUUAGCUUCUGCAGAUUUGGGAGUCUCUCUUCACACAAGUUCUAGUGGUCUUGACCUACCAAUGAAAGUUGUUGAUAUGUUUGGUUGUGGUUUACCAGUUUGUGCCUUUGAUUUUAAAUGCCUAAAUGAACUAGUGAAGAAUGGUGAAAACAGUUUUAUAUUUAAAUCUUCUGAGGAAUUAUCCAAGCAAAUAUUAGAUUGGUUUGAAAACUUUCCCAAUAAAGCGAACCAAAAGCGAACUGUAGCAAAAUUCAAGACUGAACUUGAAGCAUUCCAAAACCUAAGAUGGAAAGAAAAUUGGGAGGUGGUUGCAUCACCAGUUUUCAAAUAAUUUCACUUUAUAGAAAAAACGUUUAUUGAAAAGUUAAACUAUGAAUAAAUUGCGUUUGUACAUUAAACA
This is a messenger RNA of Tribolium madens (black flour beetle), 1598 nucleotides long. RefSeq names its product chitobiosyldiphosphodolichol beta-mannosyltransferase (gene Alg1). Bases 228 to 1529 code for a protein of 433 amino acids. The transcript is spliced from 4 exons. Gene Ontology annotation, cellular component: endoplasmic reticulum. Gene Ontology annotation, molecular function: mannosyltransferase activity. Lineage: Eukaryota; Metazoa; Arthropoda; Insecta; Coleoptera; Tenebrionidae. The record is from RefSeq and is a predicted model, not a curated record.